Penicillium canariense is the source of this 879-nucleotide messenger RNA. RefSeq lists its product as uncharacterized. NCBI's taxonomy places the organism in Eukaryota, Fungi, Ascomycota, Eurotiomycetes, Eurotiales, Aspergillaceae. The record is from RefSeq and is a predicted model, not a curated record. Bases 1 to 879 code for a protein of 292 amino acids. The transcript has 3 exons.
AUGUUCAAACUGCAAAAUUGGUGGACCACAUGGGAUGAGAUUCACAGUAAUAACGGCUUCCACGCUGGCGCCUUCCAACGGAGCAGCCUGAAACUCAUGCUGCUUUAUGCAAGAAUCUUUGUGCUAUGCGCCUCUUUAGCACGUAUUCAGAAGCUGCAACCCGGUUCCUCGAAUUUUGAAUCGGAAGAAAUCGAUCAAAAUGGCAUGGGUUUAUGGCAAUCUCUGGUCACCACCGUCAUGGAUCAAAUGGCUUUUCUAAUUGCCGAGCCAUCAUACCGCUGUCAGUUCCCAUGGGCCCCGACCUAUCCUGCCUUGACGGUUGCCUUUGUUGCUACGUUCGCACUUCGAAUCGCUCGUUGGCGUCCUAAUUUGAUCGAUCAGAACCUUCUUCUAGAUAGAGCCGAAAGGAUAUGCGACUUUUUGAAGCAACCACCCUAUCCUGAUAUUCACCGCACUGUCUCCAUCUUUGUGAAUUAUGCUCGCGCUCUCAUUGCUAGUCAGCGGCCGCAUAGCAAUGACCGGCCACAUAAUGACAGCACUGAGGAACACAACGUAUCCGAACAAGAAGAUGGGCCCGUGCCUUCUUACAGGGGUCCAGACAGUCCUAUGCAGAAUGCCCCUCCUUUGGCACCACCCUUUGAAGAUCCUCGGUACCGAGCCGGCACGGCAAUCUCCAGUGACAAAGAUUCAAACGUGGUCCCAAUGGCAAGUGGUGAUGCAGCAGCAGCAACAACCAGACCGCCUCUUCCAAGGUUACCUGACACGAUGGAUGCGCCUACCUGGACGAUGUCUAAUUCCAUCGCUGAUUCGUUUGGUCUUUUUGAAGAAGGCCAAAACGACAUUUUUGACUUUCUGCCCAUGAUGCCCUCUUUGCCAUAA